Messenger RNA from Quercus robur (English oak), 1363 nucleotides. Its product is annotated as geranylgeranyl transferase type-2 subunit beta 1-like. The transcript is spliced from 11 exons. Gene Ontology annotation, molecular function: Rab geranylgeranyltransferase activity. Gene Ontology annotation, cellular component: Rab-protein geranylgeranyltransferase complex. NCBI's taxonomy places the organism in Eukaryota, Viridiplantae, Streptophyta, Magnoliopsida, Fagales, Fagaceae. Gene Ontology annotation, biological process: protein geranylgeranylation. Bases 287 to 1228 code for a protein of 313 amino acids. The record is from RefSeq and is a predicted model, not a curated record.
UCUCUCUCGUCGGAGUCUCUCUUGCUCUCUCAUUCUCUAUCUUGCUCUCUCACUCUCUCUCUUUCUCUCUCUCUCUCUCUCUCUCUCACAGUGCCGUGGUGCAACGACUCAUCGCUUCUGAUCCGUGAGCCACCGACCUCCAUCUCGUCCUCCACCCACCAACCCGCACCCACAAUAGGUUGUACUGACCACAGAGGGACACUUGAGUAUCCAGGAAGAACCGUGACAUUGGAGCCUGCUGAAGGUGAAGUUUGUGUUAGUCCACAUUUUCAAUUAUCAUUUCCAAAUGGGGGGGCUUGCCGCUGAGAAACACAUCCAAUACAUUUUAACAGUUGAAAAGAGGAAGGAUGAUUUUAUCUCUGUUGUGAUGGAACAUUUGAGAAUGAGUGGGGCAUACUGGGGAUUGACCACUCUGGAUCUUUUGGAAAAGCUCGACACUGUAGAUGUGGAUGAGGUUGUUUCAUGGGUCAUGAAGUGCCAGCAUGAGUCAGGGGGGUUUGGUGGUAACAUUGGACAUGAUCCUCACAUACUGUAUACUCUAAGUGCCGUACAAGUUUUGGCCCUUUUUGAUAAGCUAAAUGUUCUUGACAUUGAUAAGGUGACUAAUUAUGUUGCUGGGCUGCAAAAUGAAGAUGGAUCCUUUUCAGGAGACAUAUGGGGUGAAGUUGAUACACGGUUCUCUUAUAUUGCUAUAUGUUGUCUCUCAAUAUUACGUCGCUUGAAUAAAAUCAAUGUGGAGAAGGCUGUGAGCUACGUCGUAAGUUGCAAAAAUUUGGAUGGUGGAUUUGGAUGCACACCUGGUGGAGAGUCCCAUGCAGGGCAAAUUUUCUGUUGUGUGGCUGCACUUUCUCUAACGGGGUCAUUGCAUCAUAUUGACAAGGACCUUCUUGGGUGGUGGUUGUGCGAGCGGCAAGUUAAAUCUGGAGGUCUUAAUGGCCGUCCUGAGAAACUCCCUGAUGUCUGCUACUCUUGGUGGGUUCUUUCUAGCUUGAUCAUGAUAGACAGGGUUCAUUGGAUAAAUAAGGAAAAGCUUGUUAAGUAUAUCUUAGACUGCCAGGAUACGGAAAAUGGAGGAAUUUCUGAUAGACCAGAUGAUGCUGUGGAUGUCUACCAUACAUACUUCGGCGUAGCUGGACUUUCACUUCUUGAAUAUCCAGGAUUGAAAGCCAUAGAUCCAGCUUAUGCUCUGCCUGUUGAUGUUGUAAAUAGAAUUGUCUUUGGCAGAUAACUGAUUCUUUUUUAGCUUUCGAUUCUACAUCACUUGCAUCAAUUUGAUACCUUUUUGUUUCUCUAAUAAUAGAAAGAACAUUGAUGCUGUAUUGCUACAUAGUAAAUCGAUCUUCUGCAUCGACUGUUUUCAACA